Saccoglossus kowalevskii is the source of this 440-nucleotide messenger RNA. Its product is annotated as choline-phosphate cytidylyltransferase B-like. Lineage: Eukaryota; Metazoa; Hemichordata; Enteropneusta; Harrimaniidae. Gene Ontology annotation, biological process: CDP-choline pathway. Gene Ontology annotation, molecular function: phosphatidylcholine binding; choline-phosphate cytidylyltransferase activity. The record is from RefSeq and is a predicted model, not a curated record.
UUUGUAGUGAUGACUUAACACAUCGCAUGAAAGGUAAUACUGUUAUGAAUGAAUGGGAACGAUAUGAAGGUGUUAGACACUGUAGAUAUGUAGAUGAAGUACUUUCAGAUGCACCAUGGACUAUUACACCAGAAUUCUUAGAAAAACACAAGAUUGAUUUUGUGGCUCAUGAUGACCUUCCAUAUAGCUCCACAGACUGUGAUGAUAUUUAUAAAGAUAUUAAAGCAGCUGGUAAAUUUGUUCCAACUAAACGAACUGAAGGUAUAUCAACUUCAGAUCUCAUAGCACGUAUUGUGAAAGACUAUGAUGUAUAUGUGAGACGUAAUCUAGCCAGAGGUUACACUGCAAAACAACUCAAUGUUGGAUUUAUUCAUGUAAGUAUAAGUUUUCAAGUUAUACAGCCUAAAUUGUGGCAAACAGGCAUUGACACUUUAAUAUAA